Saccostrea cuccullata (small rock oyster) is the source of this 2123-nucleotide messenger RNA. RefSeq names its product neuroligin-4, X-linked-like. Lineage: Eukaryota; Metazoa; Mollusca; Bivalvia; Ostreida; Ostreidae. The record is from RefSeq and is a predicted model, not a curated record. The coding region runs from base 402 to 2123 and encodes 573 amino acids. The transcript is spliced from 11 exons.
UAGCUAUAGGAUUAUCUAUAGUUUUAAUGGUUGUUAUGGUUUUUCCAGAGACCAUUAGCCAUACGGUGAACAAUGGACGCCCAAUCUCGAAUUUUUAACUACAUACAUAAAGUUUAGAGAGAUCAAGUGCUAUACCUAUAUUGCCGUUUUCUUUCUUUUCCGCCAGUGAACCCAGAAAAAAAACGAUUCGGCUAAGAAUGUCCAUGAUUUUACCCAGUAAAGACAGGCAUAUUGAUAAAGAGGCCAACAUUUCAUUUACACGCCGAUGUUUCUUUUUUGUGUAUUGUAGUAUAUUUAGUGUCCCACUUGGAUAAAACACAAAAAACGCCGAGAUCGAGUGCAACACAUUAAGAUUUCUAUCCGAUACUUAGCAUUUGGAAAUAACAUCGUAUAGAUUAAAAAUGAAUCUUGAGUUUAUCGGAUCUAUUUUUAUAAUUUAUGGACGCUUCCUUCUCUAUGCAUUCUCUUCAUCAAUGGAAUCUCCGGUGAGAAUAUCGCAAUCUGGGAAAAUUCGCGGACGAAUAACUGAGCGCGUAGCCGGAUUUCCCGUAGAGGAAUACCUAGGAAUUCCAUAUGCAGCCCCGCCAAUAGGAGCAAACCGAUUUCAGAGACCUAGGGAACACGUCCCAUGGACAGAUACAUUGAAUGCGACAAAACUUCCCCCGGCUUGUUAUCAAGGAGAAAUUAAUGCAGGAUAUAUAAAACUACACAUGCCGGAGUUUGAUAUGAACUAUCAAAAUGAGGACUGCCUAUUCCUAAAUAUUUAUGUACCAAAGUCUUUGGAAAAGAAUGUUAGCUAUGCAGUUAUGUUUUACAUUCAUGGCGGAUCCAACAGAGCAGGGAUGGGUGCCAUGUUGCCGGGAGACAUACUGGCUGCCCAUGGACAAAUCAUCGUCAUCAAUUUCAACUACAGAUUAGGUCUUUUAGGUUUUCUGUCUUCACCCCAACACAACUUUACUGGAAACAAUGGACUUUUAGACCAAGUUGCGGCCAUGAGAUGGGUUCAUUCUAACAUUCAUUAUUUUGAUGGGGAUCGGGAUCGAAUCACUAUUGCUGGUCACAGCGCAGGCGCAGGAGACGUUGGUCUUCACUUAGUAUCACCACUCACCAAAGGUUUGUUUAGAAAUGCAAUCUUAAUGAGCGGAUCACCAUUAGCACACUGGGCAAUGGCGUCACCAGACCAAUUCCCCGGAUCCAAUAUCAAUGCCACAAUUCUGCAGUAUGCACUAGAUGUAGCAGACAUCAGAACAAUAGAUAUCAAAGAUAUCAAAGCUAUUGAGAUCAUAUUUUCUACGUUAUUACCAUUCAGUGUUGUUCCAUAUCCUGCUGUUGUAGACAAUUAUUUUCUAACAAAAUACCCGAGAUCCUCUUUUCAAAAUGGCGAUUUCCAUGGAAACAAAUUUCUUGUAUCCUUUACUGCAGACGAAAGUUUUGGACCGCUUCUGGGUCCAGACUUUAAAAUAGAUUUUCCGGGUUACCUAGUUCGAUAUGAACCAUUUUAUCCCACAAUUUGUAAUUUUAAAGACACCCUCAUAUCUGUGUACAGUGACAUCGAAGAUCCAGGGAGGAGGUUGGUUGAGGCUGAAGCAGACAUGUUAUUUUAUGCCAGUAUCAUAGAACUGUCCGAUCUCCUCUCGGACUCCGAUGUCAAACCGGAAGUCAAUGUUUUUGAGUACGAUAUCAAAAUGCCAAAACCCAAUCAAGCUAACUGGGAAGCUGUGGACCAUGGAGAGGACAUAUUUUAUCUGUUCGGAAUACCUCUGAUAGGCAGCACACUUCAAAAUUUUACCGAGAAAGACAUCGAAGCAAGCGAAUUGGAAAUGACCUUAUAUAGCAAUUUCGUCAAAACAGAAUUAUUUUCAAUGGAUGGUUUAACAAGAUUGGGCAGGUUAUACAACGAACAGCAUCGGUCUUACUGCAGAAUGUAUUUUGAUGGUAAUAAUGUUACCUUUGGGCAUUUCCAAAAUUUUCGAAAAUCAAAGAUGGAAUUUUGGAACGAAGUGGAGGAAAAGAAACAAACUUCCUGUGAUAAAGCUUCAAAAGCAAAUAAAAAUUAUUUUGAUAUAUAUUUUUUAUAUUCAUUGUAUAUUACCGUUUUGUUUCUGAAGUAUAUUGUUCAAUAA